UUUAAUAUGUUCCGCUUUGUUGAGGAUGAAACUCCUUGAACACGAGUGGUUUUGAUGAUUUUCGGCUGGUCAUGGCCAAUGAGCACAGCAUCCUGCUCUGCAUGCUUCUCUCUCUUGACGGCACUGCGGCAUUGUCUUCAUUAGACGGGAUACAGGCGACCCGGGACAGACGACUAGAUCAUGCUCGCGAGAUCAUGUUGAUUUUCCCGGCUGCUAUGACAAGGAAACAUGACUGUAUUUUUUAUUGUUUGUGUGGUAUGUAGCUGCUUGAUAGUGGUAGAUGUUGUGCUGGCGCAGCCGAGAUGCAGUGAUUGUUCACCAUUGAAGCAUCUUUCCUGUGUCAUCCCUAGCCAGGAAAAAUAUAAUUGUGGGGCUGAUACGCCACGACGUGUGUCUGCGCACGAUACACCUGGGCCUGCUCGUAAUCUCAAGGUGAAAUCGAUAGUCAACCCGAGUAACCUGCUCCCGUCCUUCAUAAUUUCGUGGGAACCUCCCAGUGACUCAUCCAUUCGGUAUUUAACUGGAUUUGAAAUCACAAUCUUUCCAUUGACGCCUGAGAAGCAAACCUGUCGUCUGCUGAAUCUGACGGUCAGACUGGAGCGGCCUAAUGAUCAGAAUGUGGUGUUCACCUAUCCCCCAGAAGGAUGCUACAUCCCCGGCCUUCUCUCAGCUACACCAUACACUAUCUUCGUACAGAGCUUGCCUGUCUCCAGUCUCGGGCCCGAAGCAGUUACUACGAAUGCGACAACAAAGACAUUUAAAGAUAUCCCUUACAAGUGGUCCACGACAAUUCUUAUUUUAAACUAUUCCCCACAAGACCAUGGUCGGGCGCAGGUAUGGUUUGUCGCAGCCCCAGACAAGUACAAUUUUACCAGCUACAGUGUUAGCCUUUACCCGGAUGGGCCAAACGUGGUGGUUAGAGAGCCAUAUAACUUUCACAACUUCAAAGGACUAUGUCCCCAAAACGGUAGCAAACAGUACAGCGUAAGGAUAAAACCUACACGGAAGAAUGCAGACGGGCAGAUGGUGUGUGUGAAUGAAUUCGGUCUGGAGAAAAACGAUUGCAUGACAACGCGUGAGGACUUUAAUAUCACAUAUGGCGAUCCAAAUAUUUGUCCAGUCACCACUCCAUUCCCCAUGAUACAAGUGAUCGGCGGAACCUGUGGUGCCACCUUGGUACUGAUCGUCAUUAUUUCCAUACUCGUCAUGCGCAGGAAAAGGAACUCCAAUCCACCUCUCCAUGUUGCAGAUGAUACUUAUUGCUCUACGUGGUACACCACACAAAACUUUGGCCAAAAUCAACAGACCUCUCCAAGCACGAGCCAAGUUUACCAGACUGGAAACCUACAAAAUACGAGCUCUGAGAAUCCGUGCUUUGAACCUGAGAGAGAGCAUCGUCCCAUUUCAAAUGGUCACGCGCCCUCGGUGCAUUCAGAAGGUGUGCAGAGUCAGCGGACAGAGGGAGAUGAUGAUGAUAGUCUUUGUUCCAAAGAUUCAAGCAUUAUUUCAUCAAAAAUAGGGGAUGAGUUGGAUGACACAACAGGAAAAUACUACUACCCAGAUAUCUCUUGGAAGGCUUUUUCGUGAAUGGCAGGAAUACAGACAUUACAGACUAUCUGUUUGGGUUUAUAUGGAAAUCAACCUCGCAUUCGUGUAUCUAUAUUAUCUACACAACGGCAAUCCUGAAAUUUAUACUUAAUACAUAUAUAUGUAUAUUUACGCAAUUGGAAAUUUUCUAAUUCUCAAUUGCCAAUCUUUAACGAACUGCAUUGGCCUUUAAAGGGGGACUAUAGACAGGGGAUUGGGGGUUGGUGACUAAGUGUAACUUAAUCCGACCAACCUGGCUGCUUCCUAUAGACUCCCUUUAAGAACCAUUGUCAAAUCUACCAAGCGGAUGACUCAUGGACAAUUCAGGUACGAGGUUUCAAAAGUUCUAAUUAGGAAUUUGUAAUUGCAGUUUCUUUGCCUUUGUAAGCUGUAAAAGUGGUUUAAUCGGACUCAUCUGUGUCUUCUCCGCGGAGAAUAGCCUGAUUCACACUGGUGUCUUUCAUCAUCCUACUUAGGUAGCUCAUUCAAAUACAUACUGAAAUAGGCUCCGAUCCGCUACGGUAGUGGGACGGCCUACUACGCAUGCAGGCUGUUCGGCAUCCUGAGAUUCCGGGUUUUUUCACUCUAUACUUUCACACUACAAACUAUAUCGAGACGCGGAGUAUAUUGAAAACCACUGGUAAUACCAGGAUGGCCGUUCGAGCGAUGGAUAGUGUUCUUGAAUAGAGCGUAUACAGAUAUUUCUAUAAACAAUGCAGAUCUCGUUUCCAUACCGGUGGUGUCAACCGCUAAUUUUCGUUGGCAUUUUAGCGGAUUUUGCGAAAAAAACCUAAAGGUUACAAAAAAAUUAAUCGCGGAAAAGUGCUUUUUACAGAAAACUUUGCGAUUUGCAGUAUUUUAUUAUCAGUUUUGUUCAAAGUUGUUCUAUUUGUGACAAUUCUGUCAGACAUUCUCAUAUCAUUCAUCCCAGUCAUUAAGAAUGUGGGCCAAUGGAAGUAUGCCAUUCAGGGUCAGGUGGGGCGAAAUAAUUUUCAAUAGUUCAUGGCAUUGUUUCACGACCAGUAAACAUAUUCAAGAGCUGGAUCUCUGUGCAAUAUCGUGAGCUUCUAAUCUUUUUGGGUGUUUCAUUUUUGCGAAUUUGCGAAGAUGCAAAACAAAAUCGUGGAAAUGUAUUUUUUAUGGACAAACCGAGGGAAAUUUCAUGAUCCGCUAUAAGUAAAAUUGUAAAAAUUACAAAAAAACCCUUUAUUUUUUCAACUCAGCCCAGUACCACUGCGUAUUUGGCAACACGCACUGGUACUGGGCUGAGUUUUUCAAGACAACGUACCUUUAACGGAAGCGUCCAGUCUUAAAAU
Messenger RNA from Lineus longissimus, 2903 nucleotides. RefSeq lists its product as uncharacterized. The transcript is spliced from 11 exons. Gene Ontology annotation, molecular function: protein binding. Bases 229 to 1587 code for a protein of 452 amino acids. The record is from RefSeq and is a predicted model, not a curated record. Lineage: Eukaryota; Metazoa; Nemertea; Pilidiophora; Heteronemertea; Lineidae.